AUCGGUCUCCAUUUCCCCGCGAGAAAAAUGGAGUAGAAUGCUGCACUAAAUUUUGUUGUGAAAAAAGCAAUUAAGAAAAAAUUAAAAACUUUGAAAUAUGAUGCCAAGAAUGAUGCGUCCACGACCACCAGCCCCAAGGCAUGGAGGACCUGGUCCAUUGGGCCCAGGACACAGAGCUCCCAGAGGAAUGGCUCCUCAAAUGAGUACACAAAGUUAUAAUUCUGGGCCAGCUGCCAAUGUAGGAAGUGUGACAAAUGACCCCAAUACAGCCAGGUCCCGAGUGUUUGUGGGAAAUCUAAAUACUAUUGCUCUUUCAAAGGAAGAUGUAGAAGGGAUCUUUAGUCGUUAUGGGAUUGUCACAGGACUGUCCAUGCAUAAGGGAUAUGCCUUUGUUCAAUACAGCAAUCAGCUGGAUGCCAGACGAGCCUGUGGUGCUGAGGAUGGAAUGACUUAUGCAGGGCAAGCUCUAGAUAUCAAUAUUGCCUCUGAGCCAAAGCACAGACCAAAUCAAAAGACUACGUCAACUGCACAGACUUCCAGUGGUGCAUCACGUCUCCUCAACACACAAAGUGGACCUCCAGCAAAGAAGAUGAGGACAGACUCUGGAACUGGAGGCAUCAAGAGAACAUUGGUCAAUCUUACCUCUGGAAAUAGUUCUACCGCUCCAGCCAGCAAAACUAUUACUCAGCUGGCACAGGCUGCCAAAGAUGUUUUGAUUUGUGGUGUAUGUAAGACAUCAUUCAGCAGUCUUCAUAGCUUAGCACAACACAAGAAGACACCUUGUCGACUGAAGAUCUCUUGUCAGUGCCAGAGCACCCCUCCUCCAGAGUCCCCCGAGCCUUCCCAGCUGGCGUGUGCAACAUGUAAUGCCGAAUUUGCAGCUGCAUGGGAGCUCUGCCAGCAUGCACAGCAAGAACAUAACCUCAGCAUAUACAAAGUGGAGGAAGAAACAGUAGAGGUUACAGUUAAAGAGGAGGUUGUACUGGUGGAUGGUGAGAGUAAUGAAGUCAGUGAAAAUGGUCAGUAACAGUAAUUAUCAGGAAGCUACAACUUUUACAACUGGGGAGUGGAUCCAAUGGACAGAAUGGGGCAUGUGACGACACACACUUUUCAUUUAACCCUCACCUGUAACAUAUUUUCCCAUAAAUGGAUAAUGACAAUGUAUAAACAUUUUUCCUCAUUGUAUUUUCUUGUUUCUUUGCAUAUGAACUGUUUUUAUCAUUCAUUUAAAUGACCAUGCUAUCAGUGACUCAUUAAUUUGUACAGAACUGGAGUGUAUAACAUGCUCACGUUUCUUUGCAUUCAUUGAAAAUUUUUAAAAGAUGGAAUUGUUUUGUGUAUUGCGUCUUUAUGUGAAUCAGCAUGUUCAUGAUCUGGAUUUUACUAAGGAAUCAUUCUUGUUAAGUUCAUUUUGUUUUCAGAGUUGUAAAUCUGAUUUGUUCAAGAAGGCUUACCAUUAGAUUAUUUGUUAUUCUAAAAUAUGGUGUUCAUAUCAUGGAGUGUGGUGAUGAUCUUCGUAAUCGAUGUAUUGCAAUUUGAAAAUUUUCAUGUUCCCUCGACUACCAUAUGUGGGUAGUUGGAGUAUCAAUUCAUUGUAGAUCUUCCUGUAUACUUAGUAUUUGAAAAAAAAAAAAAAUAACCCAGCCAACUACAAUAGAAGAACUUAUUGUUCUUUUGUUUUUUUCUUUUUCUUUUUUUUUCCCCCAAGAAACUUGACAUUGCAGGAGUAUUAUGAUUUUUAUUGAAAGAACAAUUGAAAGUAAUUUUGAUUUCUAUGAAUUUCAUUUUCAGACAUGUUUUUGAGUUUUGUUCAAUAUAAAUUGAAUUUGGAUUGUACUUGUAAUU
Messenger RNA from Saccostrea echinata, 1845 nucleotides. RefSeq lists its product as uncharacterized. The record is from RefSeq and is a predicted model, not a curated record. Bases 98 to 1027 code for a protein of 309 amino acids. Gene Ontology annotation, molecular function: RNA binding. The transcript is spliced from 8 exons. Lineage: Eukaryota; Metazoa; Mollusca; Bivalvia; Ostreida; Ostreidae. Gene Ontology annotation, cellular component: nucleus.